This is a messenger RNA of Alexandromys fortis (reed vole), 4341 nucleotides long. RefSeq names its product actin filament associated protein 1 like 2 (gene Afap1l2). The record is from RefSeq and is a predicted model, not a curated record. Lineage: Eukaryota; Metazoa; Chordata; Mammalia; Rodentia; Cricetidae. The transcript is spliced from 21 exons. Bases 820 to 3432 code for a protein of 870 amino acids. Gene Ontology annotation, cellular component: cytosol. Gene Ontology annotation, biological process: regulation of interleukin-6 production; positive regulation of interleukin-8 production; positive regulation of epidermal growth factor receptor signaling pathway. Gene Ontology annotation, molecular function: SH3 domain binding; SH2 domain binding.
CUGGAGAAGGAUGUAAAUGGUUCCUAGGUGGAGGUGAUGCAGAGGCAGACGCGUGUACCUUAGACAGGUGCCAUCUUUUCAGAAGUCCAGGCUUGUCGCGGAAGCUCCAGACUCUCUAGUCCUUUCCAGGAAAGCCUUGUCUACAGACGCCCCCAAAACCUGGGAGUGGGCUGCAGGUAGAAGUUUCCUGUGCCGUCAAGCGUGCGCGAUCCACAGGUGCACUGGGCCAGGAGGACCGAGAGCGAGCGCCAGGUGAAGGCUCGCAGCGGUGCUCAAGGGACUCACCCUGGAGGGCCCAGGACGUGAGCACACGGGCUCGAGGGGUCAAGCAGGAGGCGCUCUAGGUCCUUCUCCACCUCCUCGCUGUCCCUCAGUCUCCUCCUCUCGGCAUUGAGUUCGCAGUCGCUGCACUUGAGAAGUCAGAUCUUGGUGAAGACAGGCGGGCGCUUGCUGCUCCCGUAGCCUCCCCCAGGCUUUGAGGACACCCUAGUCUUUCGUCUUCGCGCCGCCGCCCUCAGGCCGAUUUGGAGGAAGUGAUCCGCAGCCGGGGCGGGGAGCACAGGGCCGGGUGCGCGAGGAGGCGAGCGCCCACUGUCCGGACCGGCUGCGGAGAUCCCAGGUGCGGUCGAGGGCGACGCGCCUGGGUGGAGACCGGAUCGUAGGGCUGGGGGCGCGGCGGCCACUCCGGGAGGUCGGGCGGCGAGCGUGACCUCACUGGGAGGGGCCAACACGCAGCUGGGGCUCGGAACCCAGCGCUGAGGGCGCUGUGGGCGCUGUGCGGAGCGGUUCGCAGCGCCGAGAGCGCAAGCCGUGACCGGGAUGGAGCGCUACAAAGCACAGGGGUGUUGCUGUCUGAUGGUGCAGAGAAGGAUCCUGCAGGUCUCUGCUUCCCUGGAGCAGCUGCUGACAGAGCUGGAUGACUUCCUCAAGGUUCUAGACGAGGAGAACCUGAGCAGCGCAGCCUUGGUGAGGAAGAGUGGCCUGGCGGAGCUCCUGCGGCUUUACACCAAGAGCAGCAGUUCUGAUGAGGAGUACAUUUACAUGAACAAAGUAUCAGUCAACAGGGAGCAGAACUCAGCAUCUCCGCUUGAAGUGCCCGAGGAGCAGGGUCCACUGACCAAUGGGGAGCCCAGCCGGCACUCCUCAGCCCCACAGAAGAGCCUUCCAGAUCUUCCUCCACCCAAGACGAUUCCAGAGCGGAAGCAGCUCACUGUUCCAAAGAUUGAGUCUCCUGAGGGCUACUAUGAAGAGGCUGAGCCAUAUGAUACGUCCAUCAUCGGUCACUAUGGAUCUUAUCUCCCUACUGGAGUCCCCAGAUCAGCACAGUUGCCUGAAGGAGUCAUUUAUGCCACGAUCACCUUGGAGGACGGAGAGGCCGUGAGCAGCUCCUAUGAGUCCUACGAUGAAGAGGAGAACAGCAAAGGCAAGGCAACCCCCUACCAGUGGCCCUCGCCCGAGGCCAGCAUUGAGCUGAUGCGUGACGCCCGCAUCUGUGCCUUCCUGUGGCGCAAGAAGUGGCUGGGCCAGUGGGCCAAGCAGCUCUGUGUGAUCAGGGACACCAGGCUCUUGUGCUACAAAUCCUCCAAAGAUCACAGCCCUCAGCUGGACGUGAACUUGCUGGGGAGCAGCGUGGUGCACAAGGAGAAGCAGGUGCGGAAGAAGGAGCACAAGCUGAAGAUCAUGCCGAUGAAUGCCGACGUGAUCGUGCUGGGCCUGCAGAGCAAGGACCAAGCCGAGCAGUGGCUUCGGGUCAUCCAGGAAGUGAGUGGCCUGCCUUACGAAGGAGCCGCGGAGGGAAACCAGUACACACCGGAUGCCCAGCGCUUGAACUGUCAGAAACCAGAUAUAGCUGAGAAGUACCUGCCAGCUUCAGAGUAUGGGAGCUCCAUUGAUGGCCCCCCGGAGGUCCCAGAGACCAAAGAUGUCAAGAAGAAGUGUUCUGCUGGCCUCAAACUGAGCAACCUGAUGAACCUGGGCAGGAAGAAGUCCACCUCGCUGGAGCCCCCAGAGAGAUCCCUCGAGACAUCAAGCUACCUAAAUGUACUGGUCAACAGCCAGUGGAAGUCACGUUGGUGCUUCGUUAGAGAUAGCCACCUGCACUUCUACCAGGACCGGAACCGGAACAAGGCUGCCCAGCAGCCCCUCAGUUUGGUGGGCUGUGAAGUGGUUCCAGACCCCUGCCCUGACCACCUGUACUCCUUCCGCAUCCUCCACAACGGCGAGGAGCUGGCCAAGCUUGAGGCCAAGUCCUCAGAGGAGAUGGGCCACUGGCUAGGCCUCCUGCUUUCAGAAUCAGGCUCCAAGACAGACCCAGAGGAGUUCACCUAUGACUAUGUGGACGCAGAAAGGGUUUCCUGUAUUGUGAGUGCGGCCAAAACCUCUCUCUUACUGAUGCAGAGAAAGUUCUCAGAACCCAACACAUACAUUGACGGCCUGCCCAGUCGGGACUGCCCAGAGGAGCUAUACGAUGACGUCAUGUCGGAGUCAAUGACGGUGGUAGAGCCUGCUGAGGAGGCUGCCCCUACUGUAGAUGCUAACAGCGAGAGUGAGCUCGACCGAGUGUACCUGGAUCUCACUCCUGUCAAGUCCUUCCUGCACGGCCCCAGUGAGGGACAGGCAGAGGCCUCGCUCCCAGCAUUGCCACAGCAGGACGACCUAGCCGAGACCCUCACAGUAGACCCAGACCCUGGCCUCACCCCAGAUGAGCCCCACACAGGGUCUCCAGAAAGCCUGGAGGAGCAGCAGAGGCCGCUGGAGAGUCAGGAGUCUUCGGAACCCUUGGAGCCUGCCUUGAGAAUCCCCACAGUCAAACUGCAGGCCGAGCAGCAGAGAAUCUCCUUCCCAGGCAACUGCCCGGACACCGUGGUUUCUGCCCCCACCAGUGCCAGCCCGCCUGUGAAGGACAAGCUGAGGGUGACCAGCGCAGAGAUCAAACUUGGGAAGAACCGGACCGAGGCCGAGGUGAAGCGGUACACGGAGGAGAAGGAAAGGCUGGAGAGGAAGAAGGAGGAGAUCCGGGGGCACCUGGCUCAGCUCCGCAGAGACAAGCGGGAACUCAAAGAGAUGCUGCUGAGGUGCACAGAUAAGGGAGUCCUGGCCAACCUGGAGCAGAAGCUGAAGAGAGUGGAUGAGGAGUGCCGGAUCAAGGAGAGCAGGCUUGUGGACCUUGAGCUCAACAUCAUGGAGGUGAAGGACAACCUGAAGAAGGCCGAGGCUGGACCCGUGACGCUGGGCACAGCUGUGGAUACCACCCACCUGGACAACAUGAGCCCUCGCGCACAACCCAAAGCUGCCGCCCCCACCCCCACCCCAGACUCUACCCCAGUCAACUCUGCCUCCGUGCUCAAGAACAGGCCUCUUUCCAUCAUGGUCACAGGCAAAGGCACCGUCCUACAGAAAGCCAAGGAAUGGGAGAAGAAAGGAGCCAGUUAGGAAACACAAAUCAACCACCUAGAGACUCUGCGUCAGUGUGGACCUUGGUGACAACCCUGCUUCCGUCAAGUCGUCGAUAAACAGCCCCUCUGAGGAAGGGUGAGUCUGUGCAGAAGAAAAGCAAGGAAUGAGGUGCCGUGAAGGAGGCAUUGUCCCCUUUCCAGGCCAAAGGGAGUACGGCGGCGGCAGCAGCUUCUUUGGAGACCUAAGUCUAUUGGCCAUCAGUGAGACAUUGCACCUUUUUUUUUUUUUAUCCAUCCAUCAAUCUGUUGUUUUAUCAAGAUUUUUAAGUGGUGGAAAAAAUGGCCAAGUGGCUUUGGUGACAAGAAAAUGUAAACUGCUGACCCCUUAUCUUUAAUCCUGCAUUUGGCAGUGUUAGGGGUAAUCUUAAAGAGCAUUGGCCACCAAAGGCGUGAACUCUGGAGACCAGUAGCAGGGACACAUUUGGGACCAAGCUAAGGCACUGACUCCACCAAGGACUUUGCUGAUUCAGCUGCCUUUCAAAGACAAACUCUUAAACAAUGCUGUAUUGGAUAGGGGAAACUCCCUGUGUUUACAGACUCCGUCCUGUGGCCAGGCCAUUUGUAAGAAAAGUUAGUUAAUCGCCUCUUCAUUCCACUUUAAAGAUGUUUUUAAUGUCUGGUCCCCUUGCAGGACAGAGUGGUGAGCAGCCAGUGGCUGUCCUUUUGUGCUCCGUCUCUGUGAUGGCAUUAACACAGGUUGAAACAUUUCAUCGACCCCAUUUCUGGGCAUUCAGAAUCAGCUAUCGAACACUGGUUCCUGAAGGCUAAAUAUUUUUUAUGCAUAUUGUCUUUCUAAUCCCAGGGCAUUUAUUUCCUGUGAAAUAAACACUUGGUGAUCUUUACCAAGUGGUGAGUUAGAUUUUUUUAAAUAAAAUGUUCAUUGUAU